AUGUCUCGUGGACUACGUCGGCAAAACGGCUGCUGUACAACGCGAAUCAGCCAGCGUCUUCCGUUCAGGCGUGCGGAUGGUGCCUUUUGGGAGGUAAGGCCAACUGGAAUGCAACGUCAUUGUGGACGACCUUCAACACUGUCCCUCCUGCCUCAACUCACGCGGCUUCGGCUGUUUCUCAUCCCCACUCGCGCCGGGAGUCGAGCCCCAGCGCAGUGCUACACUGCCACUAUCGCCGAUGCGUCAGCGUCACGGCGAGCCAGGCCUUUUGCUGUUUCACAUUUUAACGGCGGGCUUACCGUCGAGACUAGCUUGAACAUGCUACUUACAUUCACAGCGGACUUUCUGCUCGCAACGCGAUUGGUCAACCUCUUUAGGCGGCCGACGGACCAGUUGCACAGUCUGUCCGACUGCGGCCAAUGUCAAGGCCGUGCACGCGAGCAGAUUCAAAUGCGCAAAAGGCUGGCGGCAACUUCAGCUCACAGGCCCUAUUAUCGAGGCGCCUCUCCCUAA
Protopolystoma xenopodis is the source of this 513-nucleotide messenger RNA. The record is from the annotation of a GenBank genome assembly. NCBI's taxonomy places the organism in Eukaryota, Metazoa, Platyhelminthes, Monogenea, Polystomatidea, Polystomatidae.